Eptesicus fuscus (big brown bat) is the source of this 1477-nucleotide messenger RNA. It is a transcript of the gene TRMT61B, whose product is annotated as tRNA methyltransferase 61B. Gene Ontology annotation, cellular component: tRNA (m1A) methyltransferase complex. The record is from RefSeq and is a predicted model, not a curated record. Gene Ontology annotation, biological process: tRNA methylation. Bases 13 to 1443 code for a protein of 476 amino acids. The transcript is spliced from 7 exons. NCBI's taxonomy places the organism in Eukaryota, Metazoa, Chordata, Mammalia, Chiroptera, Vespertilionidae.
GCGCGAGACAGCAUGUUGUCGGCCGGCCACCGCGGUCCAGACUUGCUCCGGCUGCGGCGCUUCAGGCGGCGGCUGGGGAUCGCGCCCUGCCCGUUCCUGCGCGGCCUUGGACGGGAGCCCUUCGGGACAGCUCGGUCACGGUGUGGCGACUCCUCGCAAAGAGAUGCGCGAGAUGAUGGACAGAGAGAGCACGAGGCAGCACCGAAGAAGGUUCCCGGCGCAGAGUCGCCUCCAUCACUCCCUCCGAGCAGCCGGGGCCUUGGGACCAGAUGUCUGUCGUCCCUGGAAAGCCUCAGACUGCCGACGCCUCGAGAGGAGCCAUCCCUUCAAGAGCGCGAGGACUCGAGUGGAGACCUGGCCCUGUCCGAUCCCGCACACCCGGCAUCCGGGGAUCCCUCACUGCCCGCCCCGGUGGUAGAACUUCACGGCUCCUCUUCCUGGUCAACUUCCAGAGAGGAGCCCUUUCGGGCUGGGGAGCUGAUUUUAGCUGAGACUGGGAAGAGAGAAACACAAUUUAAAAAAUUAUUUCGGUUGAGCAACGCCGGGCAUUUAAAUAGUAGCUGGGGGGUAGUCCCGUUCAGCGACAUCGUGGGGAAGUUCCCUGGCCAGACCCUAAGGAGUUCCCUGGGUAAGCGCUUUAUGCUGAGGAGGCCGGCACUGGAAGACUAUGUAUUACUGAUGAAAAGAGGUCCUGCCAUAACAUAUCCAAAGGAUAUAAGUAUGAUGCUGUUGAUGAUGAAUAUUCACCCAGGAGAUACUGUUUUGGAAGCUGGCUCUGGCUCUGGUGGAAUGAGCUUAUUUUUAUCCAGAGCAGUUGGAUCACAAGGACGGGUCAUAAGUUUUGAAAUACGAAAAGACCACCAUGAACUGGCUAAGAAGAAUUACAAACACUGGCGUGAUUCAUGGAAAAUUAGUCAUGUAGAAGAGUGGCCAGACAAUGUGGAUUUUAUUCAUAAAGAUAUUUCAGGAGCAAGUGAAGACAUAAAAUCUUUAACGUUUGAUGCGGUAGCUUUGGAUAUGUUGAAUCCUCAAGUUGCUUUACCUGUUUUAUACCCUAAUCUUAAACAGGGUGGUACAUGUGCUGUAUAUCUAGCAAACAUCACACAGGUUAUUGAACUUUUAGAUGGAAUUCGCAUCUGUGAACUUCCUCUCUCAUGUGAAAAGAUAAGGGAAGUAAUUGUCAGAGAUUGGUUGGUUUGCCUUGCAAAACAGAAAAAUGGAAUUUUAGCUCAAAGAGUAGAACCUGAAAUCAACGUGGAUUUACAAUUACAUUCUCAAAAGAUUAGAGCUGAAGGUGAGAUGCUUCAGGAGGAUGGCCACGAAGAAUCACAUUCUGAUUUUCCAUAUGGAUCAUUUCCCUAUAUUGCUAGACCUAUGCACUGGCAAACUGGUCAUACAGCUUUUCUUGUCAAGUUGAGGAAGUUCAAACCACAACUCAACUGAGUACCUCAGAUGACAGCAACUGAUUUGAAGACAG